AGAAAGGAAGGGGGGAAGGUGGUGCUUCUUCCACACCUCCUGUCCAAUUCGGGGAAAACUCUUUUGCCUACCCUGCCGCAAAGAGCGUUUAAGGCAAAAGGGGUGGGGAGAAGCCUCUAUAGUCUGCAAAAGACUGGUUUUGCAGAUCUUUCCCUUUUCAAACUCCUGCUCCAGAGGGCAAUUUGCUAUGCCUAUCCUUGUCAGGCUUGUUCUGCUACUAAUUCCAUAUGUAUGUCACAUAGGAACUCUCUACCACCACCACCCCGCUGCUUCCCUCUCCUCCCUCUCAUCCAUCCAUUUGCUUCCCCUCCCCCUCCUAAAGACAGAUCUCUCUCCCCCCCCUUCCCCUCAUGGGAAGCGUGGAAGCAGGGAAAUCCAAACUUUAAACAGCCCAUGCAUUGUCUGAAGACGAGUCUCAGUUAGCGCUUAUCGCUAUGCCAUUCCCUUGUUGUUGCUUUUUCCCCUCCCCUCAUACUCUCUCUCUUUCUCUAUUUAUGACACAAAGCUUUUGAAAGAAAACUAAGACCGGGGCCCGUUCUUUUCGCUUUCCCUCGUUACCGUGGCAGCGUGCGUCUCCCUGCCUGCCGAAGAAUGAGGCAAGCUGGCAGCUCUGGUUUCUGCUCGCUGCUUUUGGGAUUAUGGGAGAGGAGUCCUCAGAGAAGCGUUUACAGCAAGGAUACCCUACUGAGUUUAGAAGGCUUGUUAUGUGUUACUUAUUCCGGCUAAGAGGAUGAAAGAAUGAUGUGAUGGAGAGAACUAUGGGCCAUUGGUCAGGUCCUUUGGCCCCCACAUCUGGCCUAGCCUUCCUGCUUGUUCAGCUUUUGGGCAACGUCUGCCAUGGCCUUCAAGGGACAAUGCCACUUGGCUUCCACUUCACACAUUCCAUAUACAACACCACGGUGUAUGAGAACUCUGCAGCACGGACCUAUCUUAACAGUCAAAGUAGAAUGGGCAUCACUAUGGCAGACCUCUCUUGGGAUAUCAAAUACAGGAUAGUGUCUGGCGACGAGGAGGGUUUUUUCAAAGCAGAAGAAGUUGUCAUCGCUGAUUUUUGUUUUCUUAGGAUAAGAACUAAAGGCGGGAAUUCUGCCAUAUUGAAUCGGGAAAUCCAGGACAACUAUUUAUUGAUAAUAAAGGGCUCUGUCCGUGGGGAAGACUUGGAAGCAUGGACAAAGGUGAACGUACAGGUUUUAGACAUGAAUGAUUUAAGACCUUUAUUUUCACCCACCACCUACUCUGUAACAAUAGCAGAAAGCACUCCUCUAAGGACUAGUAUUGCACAGGUUACAGCAACAGAUGCUGAUAUUGGUUCCAAUGGUGAAUUCUAUUACUACUUUAAAAAUAAAGUUGACCUCUUCUCUGUGCAUCCAACUAGUGGGGUUAUCUCUUUAAGUGGCCGGUUAAACUAUGAUGAGAAGAACCGAUAUGACCUUGAAGUUCUGGCUGUAGACCGUGGGAUGAAACUCUAUGGUAACAAUGGAGUAAGCAGCACUGCCAAACUUUACAUACAUAUUGAACGUAUCAAUGAACAUGCUCCAACUAUCAGUGUUGUAACCCAUAUUCCCUUUCCUUUGGACAAGGAGCCUACAUAUGCUAUUGUUAACAUUGAUGAUCUAGAUGAAGGUGCCAAUGGUGAGAUUGAAUCUCUUUCUAUUGUUGCCGGAGAUCCUUUGGAACACUUCCAGUUGGCUAAGGAGGGCAGAUGGAUGAAUGAGUACAAAAUCAAAGAGAAAAAGCCCAUUGAUUGGGACCAUUUUCCAUAUGGUUACAAUCUUACACUCCAGGCAAAAGACAAAGGGUCUCCUCAAAAGUUUUCAGCUGUGAAACUGGUCCAUAUUGCCAGUCCCAAGAGAGGAAGAAACCCGGCAAAGUUUGAACAGGAUAUGUAUGAUGUAGCCAUCAGUGAAUUCUCUCCUCCUGGAAUAGUUGUUGCUAUAGUUAAGCUAACCCCAGAACCGCAGGGGGAAGAAUAUAAAUUAUCUCCCAGUGAGGAUGCUGACUAUUUUAAGAUUAAUCCCAGGACAGGACUAAUUACCACUGCACGUCCUUUAAAAAUUGUUGACAAGGAAUUUUAUGACUUAGAAGUAAUGAACAAAGAAGGAGACUUAAAAACACAUGUUACUGUAAGGAUAGAGGAUGCCAAUGAUCACAUUCCAGAGUUUACACUGCCUUCAUACAGCUCUUAUGUCAAUGAAAGUGUCCCUGUGGGUACUAGUGUUUUGUCACUUUCUGCCUUUGAUAAAGAUCAGGGAGAAAAUGGCUAUAUCACGUACAGCAUUGCUAGUCUAAAUUCGCUGCCCUUUUCCAUCAACCAGUUUACUGGGGUUAUUAGCACAUCUGAAGAACUGGAUUUUGAGUCUUCCCCGGAGAGCUACAGGUUUAUUGUUAGGGCUUCAGACUGGGGCUCACCUUACCGCCAUGAAAGCGAAGUUAAUGUCACAAUAUACAUAGGCAACGUGAAUGAUAACAAGCCGUUGUUUGAAAAGGUGGCUUGUCAGGGAGUGAUUUCGUCUGAUUUCCCUGUUGGCGGGCACAUCACAGCUGUCUCUGCUAUAGAUAUAGAUGAGUUGGAACUCGUGAAAUACAAAAUCAUUUCAGGUAAUGAGCUGGGUUUUUUUUACCUGAAUCCAGACUCGGGGGUUCUACAGCUUAAAAAGUCCUUGGUUAACGCUGGCGUUAAGAACAAUAAUUUUGGACUUGGGAUAACGGCAACUGAUGGGGAGAACUUUGCUGAUGCCAUGUUCAUCAACAUUUCUGUGGUUCAUGGGAAAGUGUCGUCCAAAACCUUUAGCUGCAGAGAGACUAGAGUUGCACAGAGGCUGGCUGAGAAGUUGCUGAAAAAGGCGAAAGCCAAUGUGAAACUAAACUCAGAAGAUGGCUUCUUGGACUUCUACUCUGUGAACAGGCAGGCCCCACAUUUUGAUAAAUCAUUGCCUUCUGAUGUAUCAGUCAGAGAGGACCUUCCUGUUGGUGCCACCAUAUUUCGAAUCAAGGCCUAUGAUCCUGAUUCUGGCUUUAAUGGGAAAGUGCUUUAUACCGUAUCGGAUGGCAACACAGACAGCUGCUUUAAUCUUGAAAUGGAGACAGGGCUGCUUAAGGUCCUUAUGCCUAUGGAUCGUGAAAAAACAGAACUAUAUCUCCUGAACAUUACCAUUUAUGACUUAGGCAGUCCCCAGAAAGCCGCAUGGAGAUUACUUACCAUAACUGUAGAGGAUGCAAAUGAUAAUGCACCUGUGUUUUUGCAGGACAGUUACUCAGUUAAUAUUUUGGAAAGUACUGGUAUUGGUGUGGAGAUUAUCCAGGUAGAGGCCAGAGACAGAGAUCUAGGACUAAACGGGGAAGUGUCUUACUCCAUCUUGACAGACACACAGCAGUUUGUUAUCAAUAGCUCCACAGGAAUAAUAUACACAGGUGACCAUUUAGACAGGGAAUCAAAGGCAAAUUAUACAUUAAAGAUAGAGGCAAGAGAUAGAGCAGAGAGUGGGCACCAGCAGUUUUCUGUUGUUCCUCUGAAUGUCUUUUUGGAUGAUGUCAAUGAUUGUUCUCCAGCUUUCAUACCUCCCAGCUAUAGUGUGAAAGUCCUGGAAGACCUACCAGUUGGUACCGUCAUUGCCUGGCUUGAAACUCAAGACCCUGAUCUUGGUCUUGGAGGACAAGUACGUUAUUCUUUGGUGAAUGAUUAUAAUGGGAGAUUUGAAAUUGACAAAGCCAGUGGUGCCAUCCGCCUAAGCAAAGAGCUGGACUAUGAGAAGCAACAGUUCUACAACCUAACGGUGCGAGCGAAGGAUAAAGGGCGCCCAGUUUCUCUAUCCUCGGUUUCCUUUGUGGAAGUGGAAGUUGUGGAUGUGAAUGAAAAUCUCUACACCCCUUAUUUUUCUGACUUUGCAGUCAUUGGAUCAGUAAAGGAAAACUCGCGCAUUGGAACAAGCAUUUUGCAAGUGAACGCUAGGGAUGAUGAUACUGGCAGGGACGGCGAGAUCCAGUACUCCAUCCGGGAUGGAAGUGGACUUGGACGGUUUAACAUAGAUGAAGAAACUGGAGUUAUAUAUACAGCGGAUAUCCUAGAUCGAGAGACAACCCAGUCCUACUGGCUAACUGUGUACGCAAUAGAUCGUGGUGUCGUUCCACUUUACACCACCAUUGAGGUCUAUGUUGAGGUCGAAGACGUGAAUGACAAUGCCCCAUUGACUUCUGAACCUAUUUAUUACCCAUCAGUUUUGGAAAACUCUCCUAAGGAUGUAUCAGUUAUUCAGAUACAGGCUCAAGAUCCGGAUUCCAGCACUAAUGAAAAGCUGACCUAUAGGAUUACCAGUGGAAACCCCCAGAACUUUUUCCUCAUCAAUACCAAAACAGGCCUCAUAACCACGACUUCAAGAAAGUUGGAUCGUGAACAGCAGGCGGAACAUUUUCUUGAGGUUACCAUUACGGACGGAGGUCCCUCUCCCAAGCAAUCUACCGUCUGGCUGGUGGUUCAGGUGCUAGAUGAAAAUGACAACAAGCCUCAGUUCCCAGAGAAAGUCUACCAGAUCAAAUUGCCUGAGAGGGACCGGAAGAAGAGAGGAGAGCCAAUCUACAGAGCCUUCGCCUUUGACAAGGACGAAGGGCCCAAUGCAGAGAUUUCCUACAGCAUUGUGGAUGGAAAUGAUGAUGGGAAGUUUUUCAUUGACCCCAAAACUGGAAUGGUCUCUUCUAGAAAGCAGUUCACAGCCGGGAGCUACGAUAUCUUAACAAUAAAAGCUGUCGACAAUGGGCGCCCACAGAAAUCUUCGACUGCUCGCCUCCACAUUGAGUGGAUUAAGAGGCCGCCGCCUUCCCAGAUCCCGCUGACGUUUGACGAGCCCUUCUACAACUUCACCGUCAUGGAAAGCGACCGAGUGACGGAGAUUGUUGGCGUGGUCUCCGUGCAGCCUGCUAACAUCCCACUGUGGUUUGACAUAGUCGGUGGCAAGCAUGCUCGAGAGAUGUUCUAUAUCCUACAGACAGCUUGUGGGCAGAACUGUUCAACAGAAGGGGGGAAUUUCGAGAGCUCUUUCGACGCAGACAAAGGUGUGGGAACCAUUGUCAUCGCAAAGCCCCUGGACGCUGAGCAGAGGUCGGUGUACAACAUGACUGUGGAAGUCACUGAUGGAACAAAUGUGGCAAGCACUCAGGUUUUAAUCAAAGUAUUGGACAACAAUGAUAACGGCCCGGAAUUUUCCCACCCGAGUUACGAUGUCACAAUUUCUGAGGACAUCCUCCAUGACACUGAGAUCCUGCAAGUUGAAGCCAUAGACAGAGAUGAGAAACACAAACUCAGCUACAUCAUUCACAGCAGCAUUGACUCAAUUAGUGUAAGGAAGUUCAGGAUGGAUCCCAACACAGGAGUGCUGUACACUGCUGAGCGCUUAGACCAUGAAGCCCAAGAUAAGCACAUCCUAAACGUUAUGGUUCGUGACCAAGAGUUCCCGUAUCGACGGAAUUUGGUCAGGGUCAUUAUAAAUGUGGAGGAUUCCAAUGACCACAGCCCCUACUUCUCCAGUCCUUUGUAUGAAGCCUCUGUGUUUGAAUCGGCUGCCAUCGGAUCUGCAGUUCUGCAGGUCACUGCCUUGGACAAAGACAAAGGGGGAAACGCAGAGCUGAUCUACACAAUAGAAUCAGGAAACACUGGGAACACAUUCAAGAUUGAACCAGUUCUAGGCAUCAUCACAGUGCUGAAGGAGCCAGACUUGACCACCAUGAACCAGUUUGUUCUAUCCAUCAAAGUGACCGACCAGGGCUCUCCACCGCUAUUAGCUACAGCCAUUGUCCGCAUAUCUGUGACCAUGUCAGACAAUUCUCACCCAAAGUUCACACACAAAGAAUGGCAAGCUGAAGUGAAUGAAAAUGUUGACUAUGGAACUUCGGUUAUCUUGGUUUCGGCAAUCAGCCAAUCUACGUUAGUUUAUGAGGUGAAGGAUGGCAACACUGAUGGAGCCUUUGCUAUAAAUCCCUACUCUGGAGUCAUCACUAGUCAAAAGCCUCUUGAUUAUGAACGCACUUCUUCUUACCAGCUUACCGUGCAAGCCACAAACAUGGCAGGGAUGGCAUCAAAUGCUACUGUGAACAUCCAGAUUGUGGAUGAAAAUGACAACCCACCAGUCUUUCUCUUCUCACAGUACUUGGGCAGCAUCAGUGAGGCUGCACCUAUCAAUAGCAUCGUUCGGAGCUUAGGAAACAACCCACUAGUAAUAAGAGCCACAGAUGCCGACAGUAAUCAAAAUGCUUUGCUCGUCUACCAGAUUGUCGAGUCCACUGCUAAAAACUAUUUCACUGUAGACUCCAGUAUGGGUGCAAUCAGAACUAUUGCUGACUUAGAUCAUGAAACCAUUGCACAUUUCCAUUUUCAUGUCCAUGUUCGAGACAGUGGUAACCCACAGCUUACUGCAGAAAGCCCAGCUGAAGUUACCAUUGAUGUGACAGAUGUCAAUGAUAACCCUCCAGUUUUCAGUCAGGCCAUGUUUGAGACCAUCUUGCUUCUGCCAACUUAUGUUGGGGUUGAGGUUCUUAAAGUCAAGGCUGCAGACCCAGAUUCAGAAGUACCACCUGAAAUGACUUACAGCCUAAUUGACGGCAACACCGAGCAUUUUCUUAUUGAUUCAAUUUCUGGAGUACUGACUAUAAAAAACAACAGCCUUUCCAAAGAACAUUAUAUGCUCAUAGCAAAAGUAUCUGAUGGGAAAUUCUAUAGCACUUCUGUGGUGACCAUAAUGGUCAAAGAAGCCAUGGACAGUGGUCUCCACUUCACUCAAAGCCAAUAUUCCACGUCCAUCACUGAAAACAGCACCAAUAUCACACAAGUAGCAGUGGUCAAUGCUGUUGGAAACCGCCUUAAUGAGCCCUUAAAGUACAGCAUAUUAAACCCAGGGAACAAAUUCAAAAUCAAAUCCACUCUGGGUGUCAUUCAAACUACUGGAGUCCCGUUUGACAGAGAAGAACAGGAAUUAUACGAGCUGGUGGUAGAGGCUAGUCGCGAAGUGGAUCAUCUGCGGGUCGCCAGGGUGGUUGUCAGAGUUCACAUUGAAGACAUCAAUGACAACACUCCAGUCUUCGUUGGGCUUCCAUACUAUGCUGCUGUACAAGUUGAGGCCGAUCCUGGCACCCUGAUAUACCGAGUGACUGCCAUUGAUAAAGAUAAGGGUGUGAAUGGCGAUGUGUCUUACCUGCUGAAGGAGGACUACGGGCACUUUGAAAUUGACAGGCACACUGGCAGCGUCACAUUAAAAGCUGCCUUUAAUUCCGACUUAUCUAACAUAGAGUAUUUAAUUAUUGUCAUUGCCAAAGAUGGAGGCAAUCCAUCACUGUCUGCAUGUGUAGAAUUGCCUAUUACAAUAGUUAACAAAGCAAUGCCUGUUUUUGACAAGCCUUUCUACACAGCCUCUGUAAAUGAAGACAUAGAAAUGCACACCCCAAUUCUGAGUAUCAAUGCAACCAGCCCAGAAGGUCAAGGUAUCAUUUACAUCAUUGUAGAUGGAGAUCCCUAUAAUCAGUUCAACAUUGAUUUUGACACUGGAGUCCUCAGUGUCAUCAGUCCAUUAGACUAUGAAGUAAACCCCAUUUUCAAGUUGACAGUGAGAGCCAGCGAUGCUCUCACUGGUGCCCGAUCUGAAGUAACAGUGGACUUAAUUAUCAAUGAUGUCAAUGACAAUGCUCCAGUUUUUGACCGCUUUGCAUACAAUGCCACCUUGUCUGAAGCAUCUUUGAUUGGGACUCCUGUUUUGCAGGUUGUUGCUACUGAUGCAGAUUCUGAGAAUAAUAAAAUUAUUCAAUAUCAGAUAGUCCAGGACACCUUCAACAGCACAGAUUAUUUUCACAUUGAUGGCACAAGUGGCUUAAUCCUAACAGCUCGCUUGCUGGACCAUGAGCUGAUGCAGCAAUGCAGUUUGAAAGUACGGGCAACAGAUAAUGGAUUCCCACCUCUGAGCAGUGAAGUUCUAGUUAGCAUCUUUGUUACUGACAUGAAUGACAACCCUCCCAUUUUUAACCAGUUGAUAUAUGAAUCAUAUGUCAGUGAGCUGGCUCCUCGGGGUCAUUUUGUGACAUGCGUCCAAGCUUCUGAUGCAGACAGCUCUGAUUUUAACCGGUUGGAGUACAGCAUCUUGUCUGGAAAUGACCGUACAAGUUUUGUAAUGGACAGCAAAAGUGGUGUCAUCACUCUGUCAAGCCAUCGGAAGCAGAGGAUGGAGUCAAUGUACAGUCUGAAUGUUUCUGUCUCUGAUGGUUUGUUCACAAGCACAGCCCAGGUCCAUAUCCAGAUUCUUGGAGCUAAUUUAUAUAGUCCCGUGUUCACACAGAGUAUUUACGUGGCGGAGGUUAGAGAAAAUGCUGCCUCUGGAACCAAAGUAAUCCAUGUAAAAGCAACUGAUGGAGAUUCAGGCAUAUAUGGCCAAAUCAGCUAUUCGAUUAUAAAUGACUUUGCCAAGGACCGUUUUUUAAUUGAUAACAAUGGACAGAUCAUCACAACUGAGAAACUUGAUAGGGAGAUCCCUUUAGAAGGCGACAUCACCAUAUUUUUGAGAGCCCUUGACGGAGGAGGAAGAACCACAUUCUGCACCGUGCGAGUCAUAGUGGUGGAUGAGAAUGACAAUGCUCCCCAGUUCAUGACAGUUGAAUACAGGGCAAGUGUCAAAGCAGAUGUUGGAAAAGGCCAUUUGGUCACCCAGGUCCAAGCAGUUGAUCCAGAUGACGGUGCAAAUGCAAGGAUUGCCUAUUCAUUGUAUAGCGAGGCCACUGUUUCAGUUGCAGAUCUGCUGGAAAUUGACCCUGACAAUGGAUGGAUGGUAACCAAGGGCAAUUUUUACCAGUUUAAAAACACAGUGCUGUCCUGCUUUGUCAAAGCAGUUGAUGGUGGCAUUCCAGUAAAGCAUUCCCUUAUCCCUGUGUAUAUUCAUGUUUUGCCUGCAGAGACGAUCUUGCCUUCAUUUUCUCAACCCCAAUAUUCAUUUACACUAUCAGAAGACAUGGUAAUAGGUAGCACCGUUGACGUUCUGUAUGUUUUGCCUAACCAAGGCACCACCUAUAGCACAGUUAAUGGCGAAUUAGCAGAAAACAAUAAGGAUGGAGUUUUUGUUGUAGAGCAAGACACCGGCAUCAUAAAACUUGAUAAGCGACUCGACCACGAAACAACUCCUGCCUUUCACUUUAAAGUUGCUGCAACCAUACAGCUCGAUAAAGUGGACGUUGUGUUAACGGUGGAUGUGGACAUUAAAAUUUUGGAUGUCAAUGACAACAAGCCCAUCUUUGAGACCUCCAGCUAUGAAGCCAUCAUAAUGGAAGGAAUGCCAAUAGGAACUAAACUGGUCCAGGUUAAAGCAGUUGAUGCAGACUGGGGGGCAAACGGUCAAGUCACCUACUCUCUCUUCACAGAAUUGGAUGCUGACAAAAUCACAGAGGUGUUCACUAUCGACAGCAACAGUGGCUGGAUUAGCACCUUGAAAGACUUGGACCAUGAGAAGGACCCCACUUUCACUUUCACAGUGGUGUCUUCUGACCUGGGAGAUGCCUUGUCCCUCUCAUCGACCACCUUGAUCUCGGUCACAGUGACAGACAUAAACGAUAAUGCUCCAGUAUUUGAACAUGAGAUGUACAGGGGGUUCGUGAAGGAGAACGAUUCGCCAGGUGAAGUUGUGGCUGUCCUCAGCACUUGGGAUGAAGAUACAUCUGAUGUCAACCGCCAAGUUAGCUACCAUAUUACAGGAGGAAAUCCCAAAGGGAAGUUUGCCCUUGGCCUGGUUCAGAAUGAAUGGAAGGUUUAUGUCAAGAGACCGUUAGAUCGGGAAGAACAGGAUGUCUAUCUUCUGAAUAUUACAGCCACCGAUGGGCUGUUUGUAACACAGAGUGCUGUGGAAGUGAUUGUCACAGAUGUUAAUGACAACAGCCCUGUAUGUGACCAGGUUACAUAUGUAGCAUUAUUUCCCGAAGACAUUCCACCAAACAAAGUUAUCCUUAAAAUCGGCGCCAGAGAUGCAGACAUUGGAUCCAAUGGUGAAAUUCGUUAUUCGCUGUAUGGCUCUGGGAACAACAAGUUUUUGUUGGAUCCAGAAAGCGGGGAACUCAAAACUUUAGCUCCAUUAGACCGCGAGAAGAUCCCUGUGUACAGCUUGAUCGCCAGAGCAACAGAUGGAGGAGGCAGGUUCUGCCAGUCUGAAAUUCAUCUUGUUCUGGAAGACGUCAAUGAUAAUCCACCAGUGUUUUCUUUUGACCGUUACACAGCAUGUGUCUAUGAGAACACCGCCACUAAAGCUUUGCUGACAAGAGUCCAAGCCAACGAUCCUGAUGUAGGUGUGAAUAGAAAAAUUGUCUAUUCUCUAGCAGACUCUUCGGAAGGCUUUUUCUCUGUCGACAGAUCCUCAGGAAUCAUCAUUUUGGAACAUCCUCUGGACAGAGAACUCCAGCCUUCUUAUAAUGUCACUGUCAAAGCCUCUGACCAGAGCAUUGUGCAGACCUUGUCGUCAUUUGCCAUGGUUACAAUUACUGUUCUGGACAUUAACGACAACCCUCCUGUCUUUGAGAGAAGGGACUACCUUGUUUCAGUACCUGAGGACGCCUCGCCCAGUGCUGAAGUACUCUCUGUUUUUGCCACAAGCAAAGACAUUGGUACAAAUGCAGAGAUCACAUACAGUAUCAGGUCUGGGAAUGAAAAAGGGAAAUUCAGGAUCAAUUCAAAGACAGGGUCCAUAUCUGUAACUGAACCUCUGGACUAUGAAACGUGUAAGGAUUUCUUCCUAGUCAUUGAAGCCAAAGAUGGGGGGAGCCCCGCGCUAAGCGCUGUGACAACAGUGAAUAUAAAUGUGACAGACGUUAAUGAUAAUGCGCCAAGAUUUAGCCAAGAGGUCUACAGUGCCGUCAUCAGUGAGGAUGCUUCAGUAGGCGAUUCAUUGAUAAUGUUGAUAGCUGAAGACCUUGACAGUCCUCCCAAUGGACAGAUUCAUUUUUCCAUAAUCAAUGGAGAUCGGAACAAUGAAUUUUCAGUUGAUCCUAGCUUGGGACUUAUAAAGGUUAAAAAGAACUUGGACCGAGAACAGGUUUCCGGAUACUCAUUAGUCAUACAGGCGAGAGACAGCGGCAUUCCUCCUUUGUCGGCGUCUGUGACGGUCAACGUUGACAUUUCUGAUGUGAACGAUAACAGCCCCAUGUUUACACCCACCAACUAUACAGCUGUGAUUCAAGAAAAUAAACCAGUGGGAACAAGCAUUUUGCAGCUGGUGGUGACAGACAAAGACUCCCUACACAAUGGGCCCCCUUUCACCUUCUCCAUCUUGGCGGGUAAUGAAGACGAAGAGUUUACGUUGGACCAACAAGGCAUCCUACAGUCUGCAGUCACCUUCAAGCACAUGGUAGCAACUGAAUAUGUGCUCUGCAUUCAGGCAAAGGAUUCUGGGAAGCCUCAGCAAGUAUCCCACACCUACAUCCAGAUCCGGGUAAUUGAAGAAAGCAUCCACAAGCCAACAGCCAUUCCUCUGGAGAUUUUUAUUGUCACUAUGGAAGAUGACUUUCCGGGAGGUGUGAUUGGGAAGAUACAUGCGACAGACCAAGAUGUGUAUGACGUUCUCACCUACGGCCUAAAGUCAGAGCAGAAAAGUUUGUUCAAGGUCAACAACCAUGAUGGGAAGAUCAUCGCCCUUGGAGGCUUGGAUAGUGGGAAGUACGUACUGAAUGUGUCCGUCAGCGAUGGGCGGUUCCAGGUGCCCAUGGAUGUGACUGUCCACGUAGAGCAGCUGAUGCAGGAAAUGCUGCAGAAUACAGUCACCAUCCGUUUUGAGAACGUCUCCCCCGAGGAUUUUGUGGGGCUCCAUAUGCAUGGCUUUAGGCGCACUCUACGCAAUGCUGUCCUCACCCAGAAACAAGACAGUCUGCACAUCAUCAGUAUUCAGCCUGUGGCGGGCACCAAUCAGCUUGACAUGCUGUUUGCUGUUCAGAUGCACCCCGGUGGCUUCUAUAAACCUGCCUACUUGAUUCAGAAGCUCACCAAUGCAAGGCGACACUUGGAAAAUGUGAUUCGCAUUUCAGCUAUCCUGGAGAAGAAUUGCUCUGGACUGGAUUGUCAGGAGCAGCACUGCGAGCAAAGCCUGUCUAUCGAUUCCCAUUCCCUGAUGACCUACAGCACAGCACGGAUUAGUUUUGUGUGUCCCCGAUUCUACCGAAAUGUACGCUGCUCUUGUAAUGGAGGAUUGUGUCCAGGCUCUAGUGAUCCAUGCACAGAGAAACCCUGUCCUGGAGAUAUGCAAUGUGUGGGCUAUGAAAUCAACCGGAGGCCUUUCAUCUGCCAAUGCCCUCCUGGGAAACUAGGAGAAUGCUCAGGACACACUUCCCUUAGCUUUUCUGGGAAUAGUUACAUCAAAUACCGGGUUUCUGAAAAUAGCAAGAAGGAGGAAUUCAAGUUGGCUCUGCGUCUGCGGACUCUGCAAAGCAAUGGGAUUAUAAUGUACACCAGAGCAAAUCCCUGUAUAAUUCUGAAGAUUGUGGACGGCAAAUUGUGGUUCCAGUUGGAUUGUGGAACUGGCCCGGGCAUCCUGGGAAUUUCUGGCAGGGCUGUUAAUGACGGAAGUUGGCACUCGGUCUUCCUUGAGUUGAAUCGGAAUUUCACCAGCCUGUCGCUCGACGACAGCUACGUGGAGCGUCGCAAAGCCCCCCUCUACUUCCAGACGCUCAGCACCGAUAGCUCGGUUUAUUUUGGAGCCCAGGUGCAGGUGGAUAACGUCCGAAGCCUGACGGACAAGAGAACGACGCAAGUCUUGAGUGGCUUUCAGGGCUGCUUGGAUUCUGUCGUCCUCAACAACAAUGAGCUGCCGUUACAAAACAAGCGCAGCAGCUUUGCAGAAGUGGUCGGCCUGACUGAGCUGAAGCUUGGCUGUGUGCUCUACCCUGAUGCCUGUGAGAGGAGCCCGUGCCAGAAUGGAGGGACUUGUAUGAGCGUGCCAUCUGGUGGCUAUCAGUGCAGUUGCCUCUCUCAGUUCACCGGGCGAAACUGUGAGUCCGAGAUUACAGCCUGCUUUCCAAAUCCUUGUCGCAAUGGAGGGUCAUGUGAUCCCAUCGGCAGUGCCUUCAUCUGCAACUGCAAGAGUGGAUUAACAGGAGUGACGUGUGAAGACGAUAUUAAUGAAUGUGAGAGAGAAGAGUGUGAAAAUGGUGGCUCCUGUGUCAACGUAUUUGGGUCAUUUUUAUGCAACUGCACUCCUGGAUAUGUGGGCCAGCACUGUGGGCUGAGACCAGUGGUUGUCCCUAACAUCCAAGCCGGCCAUUCUUACGUGGGCAAAGAAGAGCUGAUCGGCAUUGCCGUUGUGCUUUUUGUCAUAUUUUUGUUAAUAGUCCUCUUCAUAGUAUUCCGCAAGAAAGUCUUCCGGAAAAACUACUCCCGUAACAACAUCACCUUGGUCCAAGACCCAGCUACUGCCGCUCUGCUUCACAAAAGCAACGGGAUCCAGUUCAAAAACACGAGGAACAGUGGGGACAGCCGCAACAUCUAUCAAGAGGUGGGACCACCUCAGGUCCCCGUGAGGCCAAUGGCCUACACCCCUUGCUUCCAGAGUGACUCCAGAAACAAUUUGGACAAGAUAGUCGAUGGCCUUGGGGUGGAGCAUCAGGAGAUGACAACUUUCCAUCCAGAGUCUCCUCGGAUCCUAACAGCUAGGCGAGGUGUUGUAGUGUGCAGCGUGGCCCCCAACUUACCUGCUGUGUCUCCGUGCCGUUCCGAUUGUGACUCCAUUAGGAAGACCUGGGAGAAUGGCUCUGAAAGCAAAGGACUUGAUGAUGUGGAAGAGGUGACCUGUUUUUCAGGAAGCAAUAAAGGCAGCAACUCUGAAGUGCAGUCUCUCAGUUCUUUCCAGUCAGACUCAGGUGAUGAUAAUGCUUCCAUAGUGACUGUCAUACAGCUUGUCAACAAUGUAGUUGACACUAUAGAAAAUGAAGUGACUGAUGUAGACCAAGGACAGAACUACAACAGAGCUUAUCACUGGGACACCUCUGAUUGGAUGCCGAACGCCCGCUUAUCUGACAUUGAGGAGGUGCCCAAUUAUGAGACAGCAGAUGGCAGCUCAGUGCAUCAUGGGAGCACAAGAGAGCUGGAAACGGACUACUACCUUGGCGGCUAUGAUAUUGACAGCGACUACCCUCCACCACAGGAUGAGGAGUUUUUAAACCAGGACCAGUUACCACCUCCCCUCCCGGAGGACUACCCAGACCAAUACGAAGCCCUUCCUCCGUCGCAGCCAAUCUCCAUGGCCAGCACACUUAGCCCGGAUUGUCGGCGACGGCCACAGUUCCACCCAAGCCAAUACCUCCCUCCGCAUCAGUUCCCCAACGAGGUGGACAAUGGCAGGUCUCAGACUGGGAAUGAGUUUAGUACUUUUGGCAUUGGCCCAGGACCAAAUGCAGAGAACAAUCGCACGGCAAAGAAGCCCUUGUCCCUACAUAAUUCGCUGGAUGCAUCGUCGUCUGAUGUCUCUAUGGGCUGCGGCUUUGAUGACUCUGAGAUAGCCAUGAGUGACUAUGAAAGUAUUGAGGAGCUCCACCUGGAUCACCAUCACGUUCACAUUCCAUUUGUGGAGACCCAUCACCAGACUCAAGUGUGAAGGAGACACUUGUUGAUGUUGUUUCUGUUGUUUGGUCCCUUCCAUAGCAUACCUGUUAAGAAGACUUUUCUUUUCUUUUCUUUUGCUAAGAAAAAAUAGAUCUAUAUAUGGGGCGAGGAGGAAAUAAUAGCAUAACGCAUUUUUAACCCUGUCAAGAAAUCCAUGGUAACCAUGCACAAAGAGAGGGCAAAAGAUUGUCUCCAAAAAUUGGUGCUUGACAGCACUCUAGCCCUUGGAGUUGGAGCCUGCUGUUUAUUGCUGGUAUAGAGGUUCCCUGUUGCCUGACGACAGGCUGAAUUUUUCUCCACCCAGCUUUGUGGAAUAUUGUACUAUUAAAAGUGUUACAAGGUGAAACACUUGCAGUAUUCAAGAUGGGGUGAAAGCAUUUCCUGGGUCCGAUUGGUAUCGCUGCAUAGGUUGAACGAUGGUGAGUUGAGGAAUGAGGGUAAUCUAGCUUGCAAGGCUGCUGCACCAAGGAAUUUUCAAUUGUAAGGAGCGGGUAGAAUCCUUUCCAAACCAAUCCUUUCAAAAUGACUAGUCCACAACAAGAUCCCUUUCUGUCAUGUUCCAGAUGUAGUUAUAGUGACUACUCCAUAUAUGCUCAUGGCUGCAUCUCUAGCUGCAGAGCAGGAGGGGGUUGAACAAUACUUUUGCACCAUGUUAAGCAGAGACAACAACGUGUGGUGGGAUGACCCAUCUGCUCUAAAUCAUACAGAAAUGGCAAAUGAGCAACCACUCCAUGCCCUCCUUUGGAUUCACUGGGUCAUUGUGCAUCCACUUGCAUGUGGCAGUGAGCCAACAUGCCCCCAUGCCAACUUUUCCGUAGCAAUCUUGUUCUCAUCAAAUGAGGAUGAGAUGUAUUUAUGACCAUACUGAUCAUCAAGCGGGGAAGAAGGUGACCAAAAGCCAAGGAGAUCUCAGCUCCUGUACUUCCAGGAUAGAGGAGAGCAGCUGGUUACGCAGGAAGGAGAAGCAGCUACGCCUGAAGAAACGUCAGCCACUACAUAGGCAGUGAGAAAGAGUUCAGGAGGCCUGCUCUCCUUGCACCUGGCGACUCCUGGGAGGCACUUUUGAGAUCCAGAGAUCGAGGAUUUGCAAACUGGCUUUCCUCAAGGAACUCUGCUGAAGAGCUGUUCCUGCCAUCCCUCACUUGGCCUGUGCAAAAAGCAUUCAAGUUUUAUUUAUUUAUUUAUUUAUUUGGCUCCCCCCCUCCUUUUUGGAUUCAGCAGCAUUUUUCAUUCAUCUACAUGUUCUCUUUUUUAAAAAAACACAGAAAAUUGUGGAGAUGUGAAUUUUUUCCCCCAUGCACACUUGCACCCUUUAUUUUAAUGCUGCAAAAAAGGGGGGUGUCCCUGACUUCCAGUUUUUUGUUUUUGUAACAUACAUAGUUUAAAGAUGGGAGGGGAAGCCUCCCUCCCUUCCCUGAGAGAAUUCAGCCAGCCUGGAAGGAUGCUGAAUAAAUAAAUCAUUCCUCCUGGAGAGUUGUCACAGAUGAAUGGAUACCCUAACAGGUUUUUCAUGCCCCAGCCUCAUCCUGGUUCUCUGUCAAUACAACACUAAAUAAGUGUUUCUGGCGCUUCCCUUCUGUGAACUGAUUUUUCCCCCCCUGAAUGAACUGAAUUCCAUCGUUUCUGAUUUCAUUAAGCUAAUCAGCGACCAGUUCUUUCUACUGCAAGAAAUAUUUGUUCAUGAACUGCCAAUCCAACAAUCAGAAUGGUUAAAAACAACAGCAUCAAGUAAACAAUACAACAACCAUGUAACACUCUUAAUAGCAAAAGGACUCUGAAAUCCACAUCAUGGAGCUGGUAAUUUACUGUUUACUGACCCCUCUCUUCAUGUCAUUGCAAAGGUUUGUGCUGCAGCACAUGAUCUGGUUAGAAUAAUAAUAUUUAAUUUGUUUGUCGCCUGUCUGGCAAAUAGCCACUCUAGGCGACGUACAUUAAAAUAAGAUAAAAUACAAUAAUAUCAGAUGCAGUCACAUUAAUAACAAUAGAUAAAAAUACUGGACAGUCAUCAAUACAUAUAAAAACAAUUAUAUUAGCAGCAUACGAUAGAUGGCAAAAUCAUGGAGAUUUACCCCUCCCAAGGACCUCAAAGGCCUGUUGAAAUAGCCACGUCUUCAGGGCCUUGCGGAAUACCUCUAGGGAAGGGGCAUGUCGAAGAUCACAUGGGAGGGAGUUCCAGAGAGUGGGGGCCACCACAGAAAAGGCUCUCUCCCUAGUACCCACCAACCUAACUGUUUUGGUUGGCGGGAUUGAGAGAAGGCCUUGUGUGGCUGAUCUAGUUGGGCGGCAUAGGUGGAGGCGCUCUUUCAGGUAAGCUGGGCUGAAACUGUAUAGGGUUUUAAAGGUUAAUACCAACACCUUGAAUCGGGCCCGGAAAACAACCGGCAGCCAGUGUAGAUCAAAUAAUACUGGCGUAAUGUGGUCCCGGCGGCGGCUGUUGGUAAGUAAGCGCGCCGCUGCAUUCUGUACAAGUUGUAAUUUCCGGGUCGUUUUCAAGGGUAACCCCACGUAGAGCACAUUACAGUAGUCCAAUCGAGAGGUGACCAGGGCAUGUACCACGAGCGGGAGCUGUUGAACAGGGAGGUAGGGUUGCAGCCUACAUAUAAGGUGUAAUUGAUACCAAGCUGCCCGGCUCACAGCCGAAAUCUGAGCCUCCAUGGACAGCCUGGAAUCAAGAACAACCCCGAGGCUGCGGACCUGGUCCUGUAGGGGCAACUUCACCCCAUCAAACACCAAGUCAACAUCUCCUAACCCUCCCUUGUCUCCCACAAGUAGUACCUCGGUCUUAUCAGGGUUCAACUUCAACCUGUUCCUGCCCAUCCAUCCACAUAUUGAGGUGUGUGUUAAAAAUGGGUUUUGAGCCAAGACGGAUACGAAUAUUUUUAGAAGUACAGGCCUGUCCACGCUUCCUGUUCUAUUAAUGGACAUUUUUCUUGGUUUUCCCUUCAAAAUAUCAUAGGCAUCCAUUUAUAAGAAGUUUGUGAUAUGUUUGCUUUCUCAAUCCUUCUGCCACCUCCAAGGAGGUGCCCACCUUUGGGAGGGGCAAUAUACUUGAACUUCCUGUCUCCUAGUUGUGAAGAAACUAAAGAACAGAUUUCUCUCCCAAACUCAACUAGUUCUUCCAAGUGAGGUGCAGCCAAAGCUAGUCAAGAGAGUUCUGCUUCCUCAGAGACGCUUACUUGAUUGGAAGAAGCUUGCUGAUGUGUGUGGAUUCUCCUUGUGGACAGGCAAAUAUUCCUUUUUCUUUAAAAAAUAAAACAAGGGAUGGGUGACAAGGUGCUGUGCAAUAGUUCAAACAACAUGUGCUCUAACUUCUCAAGCUCGGAAAGCCACAGGAUGCACUGGGUUGCUUCGAGCAGAUUCAGAUAUCACACACUUGAAUUCUGAACCUUUGUUCCAUCCGAUUUGUGACCUCUGCUUUUUGCCCUCCCACAAAGUAAUUACAAAAUAAUCCUUGCUGGCCUCCACUUAACCAAGUGUGUAUUCACAGCUAGUAUUUCCCAGGGACAUUUAACAUCUACGUUUAUUUUUAUUUUAUUUUAUUUACGAUUACUGGGACAUGUCAGCAAAUUCACAGAGGGAAAUAAUUAGAAAAACAGAACCCCUAAUGCAUAAGCAAGUAGCGAAACAUUGCUAUUCCCCACACUUGGUGUCUUAUUCCCUCUCCCUCCCCCCUGUUUUCUACAAGUCUUCCACAGGACGGCCCCUAAUGUUUCCUAAGCUAAGCAACGCAGCAGGAGCCCUUGUCCUUGAGUAGGCGAGGGGUGCCUUCCGUUUAACUCUCUUUGCACAUACUCUGCUGCCUUUGCUUCUUUCCUGAGGUUCCUGCAGCUUUGGAUCCUCUGCCUCUUCCCAGAUCCUAUGCAGUCACCACUCCCUUGCCCCAUCUCCCUUUCUUCCAGCAGCUGGGCUGCUCACUGCCCCCUCAGCCCAUGCAGUUGUCCCACUUAUGCAAGGAGGGAAAAGCCCAGCUGAGCUAACCUGAACAAUAAUUGUGUUCAUGGAUCCAUUCACUCCAAUGUGUUUUCUUCUAGGUUCUUCCUUAAACCCACAAAUCUGAUAGUAUAUUUUGGGCCAUCUGGUGUAAGGCAGCUGUGAUCAUCCAGGCUAAACAACAACAGUAAAAGCAACACCACUGGCUGCUUUUCAUAGUGGUGUAGAAGAGGAAACCUCAGCAGGGAUGGCUUGCAAGGCAAGCUGUGCUUGCUAAAAUCCCGUCUUCUACACAGCUAUUAAAGGUUUGCAUCUGGCGAACCUAACAGUGGGGUGUUUAAAAGGCCAUCACCCAAACAUUGAUAUGGGGAAGCCAACUGCACACUGCCACCUACAGAGGAAAGGCAUAAAAUACCUCCAAAGAGCUGUGUCUCAUUACAAUUAAAAUCAUGAGGACACUCCCCCCCAGUAAGUCUGAAAAGAAUCCCAAGGUUGUCAUAUAAACGCUCAGUGCACUCCACUAGCUCGGAGACAGAUCCUGUGGAUAACAAAACUGUGGAAACUCUCUAAUCUCUCCAAGCUCGUUGCCUGAAGAAAGCAUUCCUACACUGCUAGUUUUUACUUAUUUUCAGAUUUCUCUUGUGACCAUUGUCUAGCACAGAGCUAGGUGUGUUAAAAUCACAUUAAAGCUGAGAGACUCGCUGACGGAUUUGGGUUCCACAUUCACCUGCACAAUUGGUGACUGACCAAACCAGACAACCCAUCAGGCAGAUGUGGCGGCCAACUGGGAUCUCAGUAGGCCUGCUUUUGCUGCCUGCUGGGACUGCACAACAGGGAAGGUUCUCAGUCAUUUGGCAGGCACAAUGCAUUGCUGAUAAGCUGUGUUCAGUUUUGCAGAGCAUAUGCUGCACAGGUCUGCUUUCAAUAUGAAAAUAUCAUUCCUGAACAAAAGAGUAUGUCAAAUCUAUCCAGAAAGGGAUUGUCCGCCAAUUAUUUGUGGCACCGAACCUCUUUCCAUGUAGUGAAGAGGUCAUAGCAUGUGAUAGUGAUUGCAUAUAAUUCAGGGAUCAUUAACAAUUGAUUUCCACAUUGUAAGAUUUGCAUCAAAAGAAUUUUGACACUAGCGUUGAGUCGAUGGACUGCUUUUUUUUAAAGAGAGUUUUCACAUUCUACAGGAAAAUAAUUGUAAAACUUUUUUGGUGGGGCCAUUUUGUUGAACUAUGACAAAGAUCAUAAAUCAGGAGAGAGAGAAAAGAUGUUUGUGAUGAUGCAAAGUCUGGUGUUCUGUGAAGUUAUUUUAUAAUUAUUAUUUUGCCUGUUCAGUACUGUCCCCUAAUCCCACAUAUCUGUAAUACAAUUCACUGUAACUUUGUCCGUUGUCAACCAUUCUUUUAAGCUUGUACUUCCCAAGGCUAUGCACCAAAUAAAAAGGCACUGAAAACUUCGUUAUUUCAUAUGAGAGAAGGGCAACUGGGGGUGUACUGAAAAUAAAUUAAUUUCCAUUGUGUACAUUGUUUAAAAAAAGCAAUAAUUUACAAAUGUUGUAUUACAAGGCCAUAAACCAGGAUUCAAUACUGGCAGUGUUAAGGAUACAUUUGAACAGGAUUGUGGAAAUUCAAACUCUCGGUAGUGUAACUAAAUCCUGUCAUCAAAGACCUGGGUUGUUUCCAGAACAGUUUUACAAGCCCAUAUAAACUGCAUUUGGAGAGGUUCAUUUGGGAAAUGUAAGAAGUUGUCUUUGAAGCACUGUAUAAGAAAGAUAGUUGUCUUGUAAAUUUUUCCUGUUGCAAGCAGGCUGGUUUGUAAAAGAUGUAUGUUUUUGGUGUUUUAAAAAAAGUUUAUAAAAUAAUGUAUAUAAUAAUUUUGGAAUUACCUGGCUUUUGUAGAUAUUUGAUGCCAAUCAGGUCGUUUUUAAUUUCUCUUUCAGUGUUCUUUUACAUAUUCUGAAGAAAGUCAUCAGUGUCAGAUUAAACAUUUAAGGUAAAGGCAAAAUCAAGAAAAAAGGCCAAUAGGUUUUGGAAAACGAUGCUUCUUAGUCAUUUCAGAAUGUACUCUAGUAUUUCUUUAAAUCACGUGUUUCUCUAACAUUUUUUUUCUGUUUCUCCUUCCGACUGACUGUUUUUCCCUUCAAAUGCUAUUACAGACAUGUUUUCUAAUGCCUUAAAUUAGGCAUUUAAGGAGUUUCCACCAUUAUUCCAACAACACAAUAACCUUAUGCAACGGGAAAGAAAUCACGUCAAGUGGAUCUGGUCCCACGUCAGCAAAUGCGUUGGUUGGUUUUUUCAUAUUUGCUGUUGGCAGUAUUGUCUUGUGUUAUUUUGCUAUAAAAAGGAAAAACAAAAAAAAGUG
This is a messenger RNA of Rhineura floridana, 20872 nucleotides long. It is a transcript of the gene FAT3, whose product is annotated as FAT atypical cadherin 3. Gene Ontology annotation, cellular component: plasma membrane. The transcript is spliced from 29 exons. Gene Ontology annotation, molecular function: calcium ion binding. Bases 747 to 14585 code for a protein of 4612 amino acids. NCBI's taxonomy places the organism in Eukaryota, Metazoa, Chordata, Lepidosauria, Squamata, Rhineuridae. The record is from RefSeq and is a predicted model, not a curated record. Gene Ontology annotation, biological process: homophilic cell-cell adhesion.